AUGACCACUAAACCAAAUAUUGGAGUUUUUACAAAUCCAAAGCAUGAGCUAUAUGUCACAGAAAUUGAUACCCCACAAGCCGCAGAUCUUAAUGAAGAUGAGGUAUUAGUCCAUGUCAAAUGCACAGGUAUCUGUGGUUCAGACAUCCACUUUCAAAAACAUGGGUGUAUUGGACCAACAAUGGUGGUCGAAGAUGAACAUAUUUUGGGACAUGAGUCAUCUGGGGAAGUUUUGGCAGUAGGAAACAAAGUUACCAAUUUAAAGCUGGGGGAUAAGGUUGCUCUUGAACCGGGUGUUCCAUGCAAAUCUUGUAAGGAAUGCUUAACGGGCAAAUAUAAUGGAUGUGAACAGGUUUUGUUCUCGUCGACUCCUCCUGUAGCAGGGUUUUUAAGAAGAUACAUCAAGCAUCCAGCUCAAUUUUGUCAUAAGAUCAAUUCUCUCACCUAUCAGCAAGGUGCUCUCUUGGAGCCACUUUCAGUUCUGUUUUGUGGUGUGAGACAUAUUGGCCUUCAGUUAGGACAAUCAGUACUUGUAUGUGGAGCUGGUCCUAUUGGUUUCGUGACAGCAAAAUGUGCGGAACUGGCUGGUGCAUUUCCUAUAGUUGUAACUGAUAUUGAACAGUCUAAGCUUGACUUCAUUAAGAAGGAAAUCCCAAGUGUCACCACUGUUCUUGUUGCUGGUUCUUUACAAGAAAAUUUGAAAAAGGUGACAACUGAUUUAGAGAACUUCGAUAUUGCAAUUGAUUGCACGGGUGUUGAAUCAUCACUCGAACUUGCCACACAUGCUCUUGAUUUCGGCGGUAAGUUGCAUAUCAUAGGGGUUGGUAAAGAGUUUCAAAAAUUUCCAUUCAUGAUCUUGUCUGUGAAGGAAAUCCAUGUAACUUUCCAAUAUAGGUAUGCCAAUACCUGGCCUACAGUUAUAAAAUUGAUGCAAGCUGGAAUCAUCAAUUUGGACAAAUUAAUUACCCAUUCAUUUCCUUUGGAGAAAGCUGAAGAUGCGUUUAAGUUAGCUGCUGACUCUAAGUCAGGGGCCAUGAAAAUUAUUAUAGAAGAUGCAUAA
Molecule: messenger RNA, 1059 nt
Organism: Debaryomyces fabryi
Lineage: Eukaryota; Fungi; Ascomycota; Pichiomycetes; Serinales; Debaryomycetaceae
Product: NAD(P)-dependent alcohol dehydrogenase
Exons: 1
Coding region: 1-1059 (352 amino acids)
Biological process (GO): D-sorbitol catabolic process
Molecular function (GO): zinc ion binding; L-iditol 2-dehydrogenase (NAD+) activity
Source: RefSeq, a predicted model, not a curated record